UGAUAUCAGCUAGCUGGCCUGAGCUCAUUGCUUUUUUAAAGUUUCAAGUGAGAAUCAUCUUUUAAAGGUUAUUAGAAUAAAUUGUUGGUUGGGAUUUCACGAUAUUAGGUUGGCUAUUAAGCAAGACGGCACCAAAUCAUGUAUCUGAUUGGCGUUACCGGCGGUAUCGCGUCUGGCAAGAGCACCGUCUCAAACUUCUUCAAGGAGCUGGGAUGUCCCAUCAUCGAUGCGGAUGUGAUCGCUCGAGAAGUGGUUGAGCCCAACAAACCUUCCUGGAAGCUGAUUGUUAAACACUUUGGCAGUGGCAUACUGCAGGAAGACGGUACCAUUGACAGGCCUAAAUUAGGGGGAAUCAUCUUUGGCGACGCUGAGAAGAGGCGACUUUUGAAUUCCUGCACUCAUCCCUUCAUCCAGAAGGAAAUGAUGUGGAGGGUUUUCAAGUACUUCCUCAAAGGUUAUCCGUACGUCAUCAUGGACAUUCCUCUGCUACUGGAAGGCAGUGCCCUGCGGAAGUUCCUGCGGAAGGUUAUAGUGGUUUACUGCGAUGAGGAAACCCAGCUGCACAGACUCACGACUCGCAACCUGAGCCGAGAGGACGCCCUCGCCAGGAUCAACUCCCAGAUGCCGCUACGCGAGAAACGCAAGCUCGCGGAUUACGUAAUCGACAACUGCGGCAGUGUCGCGGACACCAAGUUGGCAGUGGACUACUUGAACAGACAAUUCCAGACGUCGUAUGCUCAUUGGAAGAUCAGAGUAGCGUUAAUUUUUGGAGGCACUGGACUCGGUCUUGCAGUCUACGGACUUAUAAGGAUACUUUUAUGAUUGUAUAAAAUGUUCUAUUUUUGUUUUCAAAGUAACUUAAUAUUUUUUGGACCAAAAAGAUGCCAGUAAUACUUGCAUCUUGCGCAAACUUUGCUUAAGAUGUGGGGUCCACCGAACAUUCCACUGGAAAAAUUCAUGUUAAAUAGCAGACCAUAAUUUUUUUUAAUUAUGUAGAAGAAAUUCAUUAAUGAGCUGAAGGUGCAAUUAAAUUGUCAAUGAAAGAUGACGGUAUGGUGUGUAGGUCUUUAUUUUUCCAUGGUCUGAGCUGGCUGCUAUCGUCCUCUGGGUUCCGAUCUGUCCAGACUAGAUUUUCUUGAAUAGGUUUUAAAUUUGUUCCGUUUAGUUUACAGUAAGCUAAAAUGCAACACAAAUAUAAUUAGAUUUUGAAAACACAACUUUCAACUUUUAUUCCUUUUUUUUUUCAACAAGAGAAACAAUGUGACGAAACCAUUUUUUUUUACAAGUUCAAUGUUAGUUCGCUAUUACUAAUGUCAAAAUAACAAUUGCUUGGAUUUUAUUUGAUUAUCAAAAUUAUUGGACCAAAAGAUCAAUAAUUCCACCCCACCCAAUAAAAACAAACAUACAAAUCGAAACCAAAAGAAUUCUGGCCUUCAACAUCAGUACAUGUAGUUUUACUUUUCCCCAACCUGUAAGAAACU
This is a messenger RNA of Patiria miniata (bat star), 1481 nucleotides long. Its product is annotated as dephospho-CoA kinase domain-containing protein-like. Lineage: Eukaryota; Metazoa; Echinodermata; Asteroidea; Valvatida; Asterinidae. The transcript has 5 exons. Gene Ontology annotation, biological process: coenzyme A biosynthetic process. The record is from RefSeq and is a predicted model, not a curated record. The coding region runs from base 139 to 822 and encodes 227 amino acids. Gene Ontology annotation, molecular function: dephospho-CoA kinase activity; ATP binding.